Molecule: messenger RNA, 1245 nt
Organism: Pyrenophora tritici-repentis Pt-1C-BFP
Lineage: Eukaryota; Fungi; Ascomycota; Dothideomycetes; Pleosporales; Pleosporaceae
Source: RefSeq, a predicted model, not a curated record
AUGCGACGUAAGAGGAAGGCCAAGGCUGCGAGCCACGGGCCUGCCGACAACGCGUCGAAUAACGGCGAGAAAAAACCAGAGUCGGGUUCCCAAAACGCCAAUUCAUCGUCAUCUUCGACUUCAAAACCUAGCGCAAAUAAUCCCAAUGCACCUUCAAAGGACCUCGCCUCUCAGAUGAGAAAGAUGGUAAUUGAGGCUGCUGAUCCCCCGCCAAACCCCAUUCCAAACGGCAAGCUUCGACGUCGGCUUAAAGUGCAUUGGCCAUGUUUGGUAGAGAAAGGCGACCCAGAAGGCUGGACGCGAGAACAUAACCUGUGGUACAUACAAGAAGAGAUGAAGCGCGAGGAACAGGUAACCGCAGCAUUUACCUCACUCAAAGAGAAGCUUGAACAAGGCAAGAAAGCCUACACAAAGUACUUCUUGCCCAAGAUCGAUAACAUGGACUUUGCAGAAUGGGACGAACCCACAGACCCAGCUCACAAGAUGAAUUUCUACGACCCGAGUUGUCGGACCGCUGAUAAUCCUCUCUAUAAAAUGCGCGACAUGCAGCCUAGCUUUGGCGACAUCGAUAUAGAUUGUGGUGGGGCGGAACUGAGGGGAUCCCUGAAGAAAUUUACCUGGCCCGAGUACGCAUCACUCGACCCCAUCAUUGUCAAAACGACAGGCAGGUCCAGGAGGUUGAAGAUGUGGUUCACAGGCGAUGGAUUCAUGCGCAUGGAACUCCUCAUGGGCUCUAAAGAUGAUUUUAGAAACGAAUGCGGGGUACCGGUAAUAUGGUCCGGCAUAGAGAUGACUGAAUUUCGCAGUCAGGAGGAGGCGAAGGAGUGGAGGGCAGAGAGAAAGGCUAUGGAAGAGGAAGAAGAAAAAGAACGAAAAGCGGCACUUGUGGCCGCAGAAAAAAAGAAACAAGAAGAAAGGGCUAAAGACGAGGCAGCCAGACUCGCCAGAGAAAAAGAGAGGAAGAAGAUAUUGGCCAGGUUGCGGGAAAUGCGCGAUGCUGGCGAGAUUACCAAGACGGAAGAGCGGCAGAUGUAUCUCGAGGAAAUGGAAGAAUACGAUUACAAACAGCUCACUGACGUCGAUACGGAUGACGACGAUGAUGACGAAGACGACGACGAUGAUGAAGACGACGAUGAAGACGAUGAAGACGAUGAAGACGAUGAGUCACCCGAGCCACCACAAUCUCCCUUGUCCUCGUCGGGACAGGAAGAUUGGUCGAGUUCGGAGGAAUCAGAUGGAGAAUAA